This is a messenger RNA of Daucus carota subsp. sativus, 1097 nucleotides long. RefSeq names its product DNA-directed RNA polymerases II and IV subunit 5A. The record is from RefSeq and is a predicted model, not a curated record. Gene Ontology annotation, cellular component: RNA polymerase I complex; RNA polymerase III complex; RNA polymerase II, core complex. The transcript has 5 exons. NCBI's taxonomy places the organism in Eukaryota, Viridiplantae, Streptophyta, Magnoliopsida, Apiales, Apiaceae. Gene Ontology annotation, molecular function: DNA binding. Gene Ontology annotation, biological process: DNA-templated transcription. The coding region runs from base 121 to 741 and encodes 206 amino acids.
AGCCACAGGCUUUAUUCAAACCAGCCCACUAGAAACACAAACAGAAGUAAAAGCCCCAAUUAACUAACCCCUCUUUCUUCUCUUCUCAACUUGCAGUAGAAUUCUAGGGCUCGAGAGAAGAUGACGAUGACAGAGGAGGAAGUGGGAAGGUUGUAUAGGAUUCGAAGGACGGUGAUGCAAAUGUUGGAGGAUAGGGGCUAUUUGGUGGUCGAAGCUGAGAAAGAGAUGAGUAAGACUCAGUUUUUGCAAAAGUUUGGGGAGAAUUUCAAGAGAGAAGACCUUGUUAUUUGUAAGUCUAAGAAGAAUAAUCCUUCUGAUCAGAUUUAUGUUUUCUAUCCGGAAGAAGCAAAGGUUGGUGUAAAGACUAUGAAGACGUACACCAACCGAAUGAAAUCAGAGAAUGUUUUUCGAGCUAUCUUGGUUGUCCAGCAAAGCCUGACUCCCUUUGCUCGUUCAUGCCAAGCUGAAAUAUCAUCAAAGUUCCAGUUAGAGGUUUUCCAGGAACAUGAGUUGUUGGUCAAUAUCAAAGAGCAUGUACUUGUUCCUGAGCACCAGGUGCUUACACCAGAAGAAAAGAAGGAAUUACUGGAUAGAUAUACUGUAAGAGAAACACAGCUUCCCCGUAUCCAGCUUACUGAUCCAGUUGCCAGAUACUAUGGGCUUACACGAGGGCAAGUUGUAAAAAUCAUCCGUCCAAGUGAAACUGCUGGACGCUAUGUCACUUAUAGAUAUGUUGUUUGAACUUUCAUAUUUUCAAGUAUUCCGGCAUAUUUGUUUUAAAAAUUGAGCCUGGAACUGUAACUGGGAUGAAUCUGCUUUAUUAAUCUAUAAAACUAGUAAAUGGGGUGAAUUGUUCUCGACAUUUGGUAUGGAAAAGGAUUCCCUGCUUUCAAGUGACCGGAAAGGGAGAAGAACAUUUUAUUCUCCUAUCUGUCAGGAAUGGUUGCCUCAUAGUUAUUAUGCAGCAAUUUUUCUUGUAUGCUUUUGAGAAAAUUCCCUAAAGCACUGUUUGAAAACAUAUCAUUUUUACUUCUCCCUUUGUUUGAUGGAAUAUGGUACAGUUUUGAAGUCAAAGUGAUUAAAUUUUGGGCAGUAUU